Erigeron canadensis is the source of this 711-nucleotide messenger RNA. RefSeq lists its product as uncharacterized. The record is from RefSeq and is a predicted model, not a curated record. Bases 1 to 711 code for a protein of 236 amino acids. NCBI's taxonomy places the organism in Eukaryota, Viridiplantae, Streptophyta, Magnoliopsida, Asterales, Asteraceae. The transcript has 2 exons.
AUGAGCCAUCUUUACAAGCAACUGUUGCCCGAGGGUAAGGUUAGGGUAGAUAAUCAAACAGGGCCAGGCUCUAAUCGAGAGCUAGGUACUGAUGAUGUGAUUGAAAAGAAGAGCAGGAGUCCAGUGGAUGCAACACCUGAAGUUCCCGAUGACAGGAUACUUGGGAUCGGUGAUACACAAAUCGGGGGGAUAGACGAAGACGUGACACAUCGAAUCCAAGCCGGAUGGAUGAAGUGGAGAGCAACUACCAGAGUCAUGUGCGACAAGAGGAUCUCGCUAAAGCUGAAAGGGAAGUUUUAUAGAGUGGCUAUUAGACCGGCUAUGCUAUACGGGUCAGAAUGUUGGGCGAUGACGAAAGCCCAAGCUAUUCGAGUAGAGGUGGCUGAGAUGAGGAUGUUAAGGUGGACUUGCGGGAAGACCUUAGCAGAUAGGAUCCUGACGGGAGUUUUUAGAGCAGAACUUGAAGUAGGGGCCAUCAUUAACAAGCUAAGAGAAGAGCGCUUGAAAUGGUUUGGCCAUGUUAGGAGAAGGGAUGAAACUGCACCACUAAGGAGAGCGGAGUCUAUUCACGUGGACGACAUACGAAAAAGGGGACGACCUAAUAUGAGGUGGGAGGAUCGAUUAGCGAAGGACCUAAUAAAACUUGGCCUGUCGGAGGACAUGACGUCGGAUAAGACGACAUGGAGAACUAGGAUUAGAGUAGAAUAUUAG